AUGCCUUUUGUUCCAUCGCGCAACAAAGCAAACCUCUCGGCCGGGUCUAUCCCUAACCCUCCUUUAUCGGAAUCUUUGCAACAUCACCGCAGACACUCGAGUGAUAGCAGUUUAGAGGGUGAUCUCCCGUUGUCGCUUAGUUUCCUAAGAAAGCCGUCUCGGUCCAACUCAUCCGACGAUAUCGAUGAGUUGAUGAAGCAAAAUACGCUGCUCAAUUCUAAAGGCUAUACUCCUCCUCCGGAAAUUGAUCCUUCUUCCGAAAAGGCCCUUAUUGACGAUGAUCCAUCGCCAGAGCCGUUCGAUAGCCCCAUCUCGCUGCCCGAGUCCCAGUACGAGUACAUGCAUCCCCUGGUACGGAAGAAAUCCGGAGAGCUGGUCAAGUCGUCUUUGAAGCUCAACUAUCUCGGGAACAGCUCCAAAUCGCUGCCCGCAACCCCAACAUACAAACAAGUGCAUUUCGGAGGAGACAUUGCGGUCAAAUACUUCGACGAGGCAGAUAAACCAAGUUCGAUUAGUGCAAACAACUCGCCCUACGUAUCGGAUGAGGAAGACACAGACUACGAAAGCGACCAGGAGGAUAUCUUUGGUUCUCCAGAGACGAUAUUUGAUAUUGCCAAGGAGUGUGUUGUUUCCAACAACUGCAAUGCUACAGAUCGGUUUAGACGGCUCAUCCAGCCGUGGAACUUGGUCACCCGAAACUUCCCUAAAAUCUCGUAUAGAGACGAGAUUGACAAAGAAACUCCUGUUUUCCUAGAAAGGUGCUUUCUGAACGUCGACAAGACAGAGCUGUGGGGACAGGUCGCCGUCAAAAACAUGUACUACCACAAAUCCGUCACAGUCAGAUACACGUUCAAUGAUUGGGAUACAGUCAUCAACGUGGAAGCAACCUACAUCCCUGAUAUACCGAGAUUACUAAAACGGGCCAAUUACGACCGGUUUGUGUUCAAGGUGUCUGUUCCGACACUUUUCUCUCAAUUUUACGCUACGCAUAUGUCUUCUUCCGGUAUGGAGCCAUACUUCCAACUGUGCAUCCGUUUUGUCACCAACGACUUGGUGUUUUGGGAUAACAAUUCCCAAAGGAACUACGAGUUGCGGUUCAGUCGCACCACAUCUGGUUCCAAUGAUGCUCGUCAGAAACAAAAGCAUCAGAACAUGUACUCUUCCAAAUUUCUGCGGAGAAGUGCCAGCAUGGAAGACGUUUCUUCUCGAGCUUCAAGAUCAUUUGCUCAUCUGGAGAAUGAUUUGGAAAACUUCACCUUGAGCCAGCCGACAAAACAUAAAUCCCACCAGACCACCACAAAUACUACAGGUGACCAACCAUACGAUUUCCAUCAAGAAGCCGUCUUAGAUAGUAGCAUGAACUCUCCCGGAACUCCACUUUUACUCAAAAAUGUGGGAGCAACCCCCACUUUCACAGAUCUCAUCCCCCCUCCUCUUCCAUUGAACCAGAAAGACGAGAACCAACAGCAACAGCAACAAUCGCAACUGGACCGGGAAGUUUCGCCCACAGACAAGUCGGCAGGCCCCCCACCAGCAUCAAACUUAUCCGAUUCCUUGAGUGGAUCACAAAGACCGGAAAUCAACUCCAAAUCUUACCAGAAGCUUUUGGAAAACUACUGUUUCUUCCAAGGGCCUUCAACAGUGUCGUCAUUCUUGAACAACAACAGUUCAGGUUCCAAUGACAAACCACCAAUCAACAAGUAUGGCUACAAUUUUUACUAG
Ogataea philodendri is the source of this 1722-nucleotide messenger RNA. RefSeq lists its product as uncharacterized. Gene Ontology annotation, molecular function: protein phosphatase 1 binding; glycogen binding. The coding region runs from base 1 to 1722 and encodes 573 amino acids. Gene Ontology annotation, cellular component: protein phosphatase type 1 complex. The record is from RefSeq and is a predicted model, not a curated record. The transcript has a single exon. Gene Ontology annotation, biological process: regulation of glycogen biosynthetic process. Lineage: Eukaryota; Fungi; Ascomycota; Pichiomycetes; Pichiales; Pichiaceae.